Molecule: messenger RNA, 2161 nt
Organism: Aricia agestis (brown argus)
Lineage: Eukaryota; Metazoa; Arthropoda; Insecta; Lepidoptera; Lycaenidae
Gene: TM9SF4
Product: transmembrane 9 superfamily member 4
Exons: 9
Coding region: 116-1990 (624 amino acids)
Biological process (GO): protein localization to membrane
Cellular component (GO): membrane
Source: RefSeq, a predicted model, not a curated record
AAAUUGUCAUAAAAUCCGCAAUCUCAAACAUAGAUUUUAUCAAAAAUGAAUUCAACUCAUAGUUUAUCAAAAUUAUAAUAUUAAAUAAAGAAACAAAUAUUUAUCAUUUGUGAAUAUGUUUCCGAUACCGCUGCAGUUAUUGAUAUAUUUAGCAAGCCUUAUUUUUUUUUGUGAUGGAUUUUACGUGCCCGGUGUGGCUCCAGUUGAAUUUAAAAAGGGCCAGAGAAUUGAAGUUAGGGCAGUUAAAAUGACAUCAAUUCACACUCAGUUACCAUAUGAAUACUACUCCUUGCCACUUUGUUUACCGAAGAAUGGAACCAUUUUAUACAAAUCAGAAAAUUUGGGUGAAGUUUUACGAGGUGAUCGUAUUGUUAAUACUCCUUAUGAAGUUAACAUGGCUGAAAAUAUAAAAUGUAAACUUUUGUGCCAUAAGAAAAAUGAUCCUAUCAACUGGAGUGUCGAAGAAUCUGAAAAAGUGGCCAGUCGUAUCGAACAUGAGUAUUAUGUGCAUUUAUUAAUAGAUAAUUUACCAGUUGCUACAAGGAUAAUGCACUCUGAUACAGAAAGGACAAUUGAACAGGGGUAUCGCUUGGGAUUCAUGUCAAAAGGCAAAGCAUACAUUAAUAACCAUUUGAAAUUUCUUUUAAAGUACCACAAGCAUGGCCAAGAAUCCUAUAGAGUAGUUGGUUUUGAAGUUGAAGCACAUUCUGUGGAGAGAAAUGAGUUGAAGUUUAUAGAUGAGUCCUGUCAGUUUUCUUCAGAAGCCAAGCCUCAACUUGUAAACGAAGAAACUGGCACCAAACUGUUCUUUACUUAUUCCGUCGAAUGGGGAGAGUCUGAAAUAGAAUGGGCUUCUAGAUGGGAUAUUUACUUAGGCAUGAAGAAUGUCCAAAUACACUGGUUCUCCAUUAUCAAUUCUAUUGUGGUGUUGUUCUUCUUGUCAGGUAUAUUAACAAUGAUUAUGAUAAGAACACUCAGACAAGACAUUGCUAGAUACAAUUCAGAUGAGAACAUUGAAGAUAUGAUAGAGGAGACUGGGUGGAAAUUAGUGCAUGGUGAUGUAUUUAGACCACCACCAAAAAGAAUGUUGUUUGCUGCUGUUAUCGGUAGUGGCAUCCAAGUAUUUCUGAUGGCCCUUAUAACAAUAUUUAUUGCUAUGCUGGGAAUGCUGUCGCCGGCCAGUAGAGGAGCACUUAUGACAGCUGCUAUUUUCCUGUAUGUUUUCAUGGGCCUGAUAGCUGGAUACUAUUCAGCCAGAUUGUACAAUACCAUGAAAGGCAAGAAUUGGAAACAAGCUGCCUUUGUGACUGCAACACUAUAUCCAGCAAUAGUGUUUGGGACUUGCUUCUUCUUGAACUUCUUUAUAAUGGGAAAACAUUCCAGUGGGGCUGUUCCAUUCUCAACCAUGAUGGCUCUUCUAUGUCUAUGGUUUUGCAUUUCUUUGCCAUUGGUAUACAUGGGAUAUUACUUUGGAUGUCGAAAACAACCUUUUCAACAUCCAGUUCGCACAAAUUUCAUUCCUAGAAAAGUACCUGAACAAGUGUGGUAUAUGAAUACAUUUAUAUGCAUUUUAAUGGCUGGCAUACUGCCAUUUGGUGCUGUCUUUAUAGAAUUAUUCUUCAUUUUUAAUGCUCUUUGGGAAAAUCAGUUUUACUACCUAUUUGGAUUCCUAUUCCUAGUAUUUUGUAUACUAGUUGUAUCAGUAUCACAGAUUUCUAUCGUCAUGGUGUACUUCCAACUUUGUGGAGAAGACUACCACUGGUGGUGGAAGAGUUUUAUUGUAUCUGGAGGAUCAGCUGUUUACAUAUUGAUAUACUCAGUUUUCUAUUUCUUCACAAAACUAGAGAUUACAGAGUUUAUCCCAACAUUGCUGUAUAUUGGAUAUACAGGUCUAAUGGUCCUCACAUUUUGGCUACUGACUGGAACAAUUGGAUUCUUUGCGGCAUAUACAUUUAUCAAAAAAAUUUAUGGAGCUGUAAAGAUUGACUAAUUUCUGAAUUUUUAGCAUGCUUCUGGUUUUAUUUUAUGAGUGGCUUGAACAAAGUAAUCUUAGGUUGUAUGUAAAUAGAAUGAUGAUAAUCAUUUAAAAGAUAAAUAUCAAAUCUCGAUAGGGUAAUGUUGACUUUUUGUCAUUUAUUUAAUUAAAUAUAAUUUUUGUAUA